This is a messenger RNA of Leptidea sinapis, 2397 nucleotides long. Its product is annotated as coiled-coil domain-containing protein 170. The transcript is spliced from 12 exons. The coding region runs from base 1 to 2313 and encodes 770 amino acids. The record is from RefSeq and is a predicted model, not a curated record. NCBI's taxonomy places the organism in Eukaryota, Metazoa, Arthropoda, Insecta, Lepidoptera, Pieridae.
AUGGAGGAAGUAAAAGAUAAUAAGGAUUUAGAAGAUUGGAAAAUAUAUGAAGUGCUCCGUGGGAAAACACCAACAGACAUGUCAUCAGAUAUCGGAAAUGAUAUCGUAACAUCUCUUAGAAGUGAUCUUGCCGCCCUACAAUAUAAAAGGGAUAAACUAACAUCUGAGAACGCUGACCUAAAGAACCAAAUGCUAUCCAGAGAUCAACGUAUAUUAGAACAACAAGUUGAAAAUGAUCAUUUGCGGGAACAAAAUGCCCGACAAAAUGCCAUUAUAUCUUCACUUAAAAAGAAAAUUCAAGAUCUUGAAGAGAUUAAUCGAAAUUUUCAAACGACUCAAGCAAGAACUGAUUUAACCGUUCAAACUCUCCAACGUGACAAUCGUUUUAGUGAUGAAAAAGUCAAAGACUUAGAGAAGAGACUCAGAUCACUCGAAUUGGAGUGCCAUAACGAAGAACAGCAAAAAGAGAAUGCAAGGUGUCAAUUUCAUGAUCUUGUGCGAAGGCUAUCUGUUGCUCUUGAUGUAGAUUUUUGCGAUUCUACCCACAGCCACUCUCCAGAAACUUUGAUAAUUAAAGCAGCUGAAUUAGUACAGGACAUAACACGACUCAAAAACAGAUGUAUUAAUACAACUGAAAAUCUUUCGACAAUUGAACAAGAACUACGAAGUUGUCGAGACUCUCUAGAAAGAAUAAAUACCGACAAAGAUAUGCUUCAAAGACAGCUUUCGUCUCAGUUACUUGAUAUCGAGAGACUUAAGCAAGAGAAGGAAUCGCUUACUGUCUCCAAUCGGGUUAUAGAAAGAGAACUUAAUGAAGCUAGGGAGAAGCUAUCUCAUUGUUCGAAGAAUUUAAACGUAGUAACCGACAAUGUUAAUCAAAAUGAAUCGAUGAUCAUACAAUUAAAAGAGGAUCUUCGCCAUCGAGAUGACAAAUAUCAAAGAUUGCAAACCGAUUUUAGGAAUACGAUGGAAUCUAUUGCAAUUUUACUGAGUUUACCGACAAGAUUUGUUGAAGCUCAUGAAACUACAAUAAAAGACAGAAUUAGAGAGAUUUUAAGCGAUAACAAAGAUAAGAGUGCGCAACUGGAAGCUCUUCGAGAUAAACUGAACGUAGAGAACCAACAGCUGAACAGAACUGCUCACUUACAUGAUCAAGCUACUACCCGCGUUCGUAUUCUAGAAGAUGAAAGAAACAUGCUCGAAGCAAAGGUGCACAAACUGGAAUCGGAAAUGAAUUCACUCGAAGCAUCUAGAGAUAGCUUACGUAAAGAUAAAGCUAAUUUCAUGGCAUUUCUGGAGCGGUUGAGCCGGACAUUGAAUAUGGAUGAAUUGACUCAGGACGUCAGCAUAGAACUGCACACUGACUCCAUACUGCACCGGGCCGAACAACUGGCGCGCCUGGAGAGCGAUAAAAUUGUCGACAAGCUGCUAUAUUACGGAUACUAUGGCACGUUGCCGAGGCUGCGCAGAGAAAGAUCUUUCCAUGACUUGCCUUAUAUGAAAGAAACAGCUGUUGUAUACCAGCUACAAAGACGCAUCAGAAUACUAAGAGAACAACUUCAAAGAAAAGAACUUCAUCUUGAUCUACUGAGACGUAAAUUAAGUGUUCAGGAUGAGAGUUCUCGUGUCCGAGCAGUUUUGCAGGCGGAAAGGGACGAAGCAAUGGCUAGAAGUAAAAAAUUAGCGAGACAGUGUGAUAAGCUAAAUAUUCAACUAACAGAUAGUCGGGCCCAGAUUCGAGAAUUAAAUGCACAGCUUGCUGAUGCUGCUGAAUACAAGAUAACAUCGCUUGAAAGGGCUAGAAAAAUAGAAGAUUUGCAAAAGAAGUUAGAUGAGGCAGAAUUACUGAGAUCACGUUACUGUCGUAAAGUGAAUAUGCUCAAAGAUCAAGUACGUGCAACUGGCGAGACCUUCGAGCAAGAGAGGACAAGUACAGAGCAUCAGCUGAGUACACUCAGAGAUGAUUUAGCGAGGACCAAGGAGGCGCUGGUGGAGUGCCAGAGGAGAGAAGCUCAGCUGCAGAGCUUUAGACACUCCAUCGCCAAGCUGCUCGGUAUCCUGGUUCCGGCGUCAGUGUCCGACUUCGAGAUGGUGUCGCGCCUCCAGAAGCUGAUCGACGCGCACCACGACUUCACCGUGGUGUCGCGGAGGUACGACGACCCCGCCCUGCUGAGAGCAUCGUCCAGGUCUCCGCCACCGUCGCGCUGCAGGACCAGAACUCCCGACCGAUCCCUUCGCUACGACGAUUCGGGCUAUGCGGACCCCGCCUUCGACAUCGAGGACGACCUCUACAAGAGUCGAACCGGCUUGUGACGUUCACGGCGCGCCCACUUCUGACCACUGAAGCACCGCGGCGCACCGACCCUCCAAUAUUAGAUACAAUAUCCAUCGGUGUUG